AUGUACCUCGACAACAAAAUGGAUUCGUUAUCAAGUUUGAAGACAAUCAAGCGUCACUAUAAAAAAGAUUCUCGAUUUGUUAACGAUUUAUACACGUUGACGUAUGACAAUCACGAAAGUUUAGAAGACACAGUUGAAUUGAUUUCAUCGCUUUACUUCAGAACUGAUAUUUCAGAUUAUGAGGUUGAAGCAGUUCAUUCAAAUCAAUUAUUUACGCUUUUUCUCACUCACAUUCCACAGAAGCCAAACGAGAAUCCAAAGUUUCUAAACGCUACCGAACGUUUAAUUCGCAAUGCCAAUUUGCAAUUUCGUUUGUCAAGUUCGAGAGAUUCUUCCAUUAACAAUCUUGAGCUUGACACGAAACGAGGUGUGGCGCUGUCAAACUUCAUUACUCAAACGUUAAAAAAGGUCAACAGGGAGCAACGGAAGCAACCCACGCCUGUUACACAUUUUACUCGACAAAUAUUACAAACCAUGAACGUUACUCAACUUCAGAUUAUUAUAAACGAAAUGUUAGACUUUCGGGGAAGCCUCAAUGAAAAAUUAAUGAAGAGUCUCAUUGAACGUGAUGAAUUGUUGUUGAAAAGGGAUGGAAUCUUAUCAAUGAUUGAGAAAAACCAAGGAAAUAGUCGUCGUUGUGAUAGCUUACAAUAA
Molecule: messenger RNA, 654 nt
Organism: Clunio marinus
Lineage: Eukaryota; Metazoa; Arthropoda; Insecta; Diptera; Chironomidae
Source: the annotation of a GenBank genome assembly